UAUGAGUCUUUUAACGCCUUCGAUAAGGGUAUAUCAAUGCGGGUUUUUGUUAUCCUUUUUUUCUUCUCAAGUCUUGGCCACUUAACUUGACCCUUAUUAAUAACGUUCUCACCAUCGUUGCAGGAAGUCAUAUCUUUUCAUUCUCAUUCUUUUUUGUACUCUCUCCUUACUUUGUAUCCUUCUUUAUCUUGCUUUUGACAACCGCAGCAAUCAUGUCUACCUUUACUUUGGAGGAUGUGGCAGCCCAUAACAAUAGAGCUGAUCUGUGGGUUGCCAUCCACGGGAAAGUAUACGAUGUGACGAAAUACGUGAAAGAUCACCCCGGUGGCGUAGAUCUCUUGGUUGAUGUUGCAGGCCAGGACGCGACGGCUGCAUAUGAAGACGUUGGACACUCCGAAGAUGCGGCCGAGAUCUUAGAGACGUACCUUAUUGGCGACCUUAAGGAUGCCGUUGAAUUCAAGCGUCCUAAUGAAGUCCGUGUUGUCAAGCAGAUUGAAACACCACCGGCCAAGAAAGAGAAGAAAGGAGGUUAUGGCAAGCUUGUCUUGGCUACCGGCUCUCUGGCUGGAUUGCUGGCACUCUACUUUAACUCUUCUUCGCUACGGAACCAUACCCACCUGCUGAAGGCGAUACCAUCACGGUUACCCACCAACCUUUUUCCGUACGAAUUGCCUAAGGGUGGUUUCGUCAACGGAUUCGCCGCCGCAACCUUGAUUUCUGUCGUAGCUGGCAGUUUCAUCGGUUCCCGCCUCUCCAAGCUCACCCAGCUUGAGUCCGGUUUCACAAAAUACCCUCCUCACAUCAAAAGCGUCAAAAUUGUGAAGCUGAAUCCCCACCUUACCCCGGGAUUUCUACACCCCAAGGAAUACAAGGCUCUCCCCUUGGUCCAAAAGGAGCUAUUGGCUCCUAACGUCUUUCGGUUCGUGUUCCAACUCCCUAAUCCCAAGGGUGUAAUUGGUCUCCCGAUCGGUCAGCAUGUUGCCAUUAAAGCUACUAUCAAUGAUCAAUUGGUUUCACGAUCCUACACGCCAACUUCAAACAACCUUGAUUUGGGCGUAUUGGAACUGGUGAUCAAAUGCUAUCCCGAUGGAUUGCUCACUGGUCAGUACCUAGCCAAUCUCAAGGUCGGUGAUAAGGUACUAUUCCGAGGACCCAAGGGUGCUAUGCGCUACAAGAAGGGACUAUGCAAGAAGAUUGGAAUGAUUGCGGGUGGCACAGGCAUCACACCUAUGUACCAAUUGAUUCGAGCCAUCUGUGAGGAUGACACCGACACUACCGAGAUCAGCCUUAUAUACGCCAACCGCACCGAAGAGGACAUUCUUCUUAGAAAAGAACUGGAGCGUUUCGCAUCUGCUUACCCUAAGAACUUGAAGAUCUGGUACAUGUUGGACAACCCUCCCCCCAAAUGGGCCUAUGGAAAGGGUUACGUGACCCCUGCGGUUAUGCAGAAACGGCUGCCUGAACCCUCUCCCGACACCAAGAUUAUGCUUUGCGGUCCUCCGGGAAUGAUUAACGCAUCUAAGAAGGCGUUGGUGUCUUUGGGCUUCCAGGCCCCAGGUGCCAUCUCCAAAAUGACGGAUCAAAUUUUCUGCUUUUAGACAUUUCUUUUAUCAAAUCCUUUGUUCCCUCACACUGUGACUAAUAUGCUUCUGUUUCUUUCGCUCUUUUACUUUUCCUUUCUUAUUUUACUAUUAUUCUCCUUGUUUUUCGUUUAUGUAUACUGUUUAUAGACCGCUUGAGCAUAGACUAGUUGGAGUCUGGAACAAAAUAGAUGUCAUUUUAUGCCGGGAUCAAUCAAAUCAGAUACUUAUCGCGGU
Messenger RNA from Talaromyces stipitatus ATCC 10500, 1817 nucleotides. Its product is annotated as cytochrome b5 reductase, putative. The transcript is spliced from 2 exons. Bases 213 to 1598 code for a protein of 461 amino acids. Gene Ontology annotation, molecular function: oxidoreductase activity; heme binding. Gene Ontology annotation, cellular component: endoplasmic reticulum. Lineage: Eukaryota; Fungi; Ascomycota; Eurotiomycetes; Eurotiales; Trichocomaceae. The record is from RefSeq and is a predicted model, not a curated record.